AUGGGGCCAGUAGCCAUAGAGGACGGGGUCGUGGUAAUAGAGGAAGGGGAGGAAUGGGUAGAGGAUUUAACAAACAAUCGGGAUUCGGAAAUCAAUGUGGGGGAGGACGUGGAAGAAGGUGUCCUGGAGCACGACUGUGUAGAAACCAUUGAACAGGUCUACGCGAGUAGAAAAGACCUGAAGGAUGAACCACUGACAGAUCCUGACUGGGAGUUGUACACUGACGGAUCUAGCUUUGUGGAAAAUGGCACCAGGUAUGCUGGGUAUGCAGUGGUCACUCUACAACAAGUGAUAGAAGCAAAUGCACUACCCCCAGGUACGUCUGCACAAAAGGCCGAAAUUUGGGCAUUGGUGAGAGCUUUAAUACUAAGUCAAGGAAGGAGAGUUAAUAUAUGGACUGACUCCAAAUAUGCCUUUGGAGUAGUUCAUGUUCACGGAGCACUCUGGAAAGAGAGAGGACUUCUUACUUCUCAAGGGACAUCAAUUAAACAUCGAGAAGAAAUUUUACAGUUGCUAGAGGCAAUACACAAGCCUUCGGCAGUGGCAAUAAUGCAUGUCAGAGGACAUCAAACUGAUCCCGGACGAGAAUUUCAAGGUAAUCGACAGGCUGACCAAGCGGCUAAACAAGCCGCCAGAGAGGUGAUAAUGACCACUUACACGGCGGUGAAGGUCGAGGGAAUCGACAAUUGGAUCCAUUACACCCGAAUCAAGAAGGUUCCAGUCUCGUGGUCGGUAGAACCUCUCUCACCUACAAGGAUGGUAUUUCGAGCCAACCAUUGA
Chiroxiphia lanceolata (lance-tailed manakin) is the source of this 780-nucleotide messenger RNA. RefSeq lists its product as uncharacterized. Gene Ontology annotation, biological process: DNA replication, removal of RNA primer. The coding region runs from base 1 to 780 and encodes 259 amino acids. Lineage: Eukaryota; Metazoa; Chordata; Aves; Passeriformes; Pipridae. The record is from RefSeq and is a predicted model, not a curated record. Gene Ontology annotation, molecular function: RNA-DNA hybrid ribonuclease activity; nucleic acid binding. The transcript has 3 exons.